GUGACAGUGAUGUAACAGUGACAACUGUAGAGCAGUAGUUAGGUGCAAAGGUAGUGAGACUCAAAGAUUGUGACAUGGAAUGUAAGACAAGACAGGGUGAGUUUCCCCACACCAUCCAGCCUGUGUCACCCGAGCUGAAUGACCAGCUAAAGGGUGACUUCUCGGGUGAGCGCUCUGGGUUUGUCCGGGUUGGCCGAGACGGGUGGCUGCUUCCUGAGAGGUAUGAGCAACAGGCUCUAGGCUACUACACUCUGCCUCUACGACCCGACGAUGUGUGGAUACAGACCUUCCCUCGGUCAGGGACCACUUGGUGCCAGGAGAUGGUGUGGCUGAUCAACAAUGACUAUGAUUACCAAACUGCCAAAUCAAUACCACUGGACACCAGGUUUCCGUUUUUAGAGUUUGGUAUGCUCCACCAUCCACAACUCCACGAGGAAGUGUUGGCUCAAAACAACUUUCGCACCGAGGUCGCUGAGGUGUUGAAACGAUGGAGGACUCCGGGAGCUGAGCUGGCCGAACCUCUCCCCUCCCCUCGCCACUUCAAGACACAUCUACCCCUCCCCCUGCUGCCUCCCUCGCUACUGGACACGUGCAAAGUCAUCUACGUCGCUCGCAACCCUCUAGACGUCGCUGUGUCAUACUUCCAUCACAACAGAUAUCUUGCCGUCCAUGGCUACAAUGGAGAUUUCGAAAAAUAUUGGCGCUACUUCCAGAUUGACUUGUUGGUAUACUCUCCUUACUGGGAACAUGUUAAGCAGGCUUGGGCCGUAAGGAAGCAUCCUAACUUCCUUUUCCUGUUUUAUGAAGACCUUCUCAAGAACUUACCAAAAAACAUUCGCAUCAUCAGUGACUUCCUUGGCAAAACAGUGAACGAAGAACAACUGUCCAAGUUGACGAAUCAUCUGCAGAUCGACAACUUCCGUAACAAUGUCCCGCUGUAUCCGGAUGUAGAGAUUACGGGACUGACUCGAGAAGAGGAACAGGGAUUUAUCAGGAAAGGCAAACUGAAGGGGAACAAAGAAUUCACAGAAGAGUUGGAGGCAGAGGCUAACAAAUGGAUGAAAGAAAACCUCGCCGGGACUGACCUUCGGUUCCCUACUAAAUGACGAGAAAUAUAAUGUAAAAUUAUAUUAUUUAUUGCUGUUUGUGGGAAAAAAAACUUUUAUAUCAUACUCAUUCAUACAAAUUUGAAAAACCAAAAAUAAUUGAUCUGUAUAUAAAUUUUUAGUUUAAAAAUAACCUGUCUUUAAUAUAUCCAGAGUAUGUACAGAAGAUACACAGAAAUUCAUUUUGUUACUAAUA
This is a messenger RNA of Macrosteles quadrilineatus (aster leafhopper), 1302 nucleotides long. Its product is annotated as sulfotransferase 1B1-like. The record is from RefSeq and is a predicted model, not a curated record. The transcript is spliced from 8 exons. Lineage: Eukaryota; Metazoa; Arthropoda; Insecta; Hemiptera; Cicadellidae. Gene Ontology annotation, cellular component: cytoplasm. Gene Ontology annotation, biological process: sulfation. Gene Ontology annotation, molecular function: sulfotransferase activity. Bases 75 to 1106 code for a protein of 343 amino acids.